Symbiodinium sp. CCMP2592 is the source of this 1533-nucleotide messenger RNA. NCBI's taxonomy places the organism in Eukaryota, Dinophyceae, Suessiales, Symbiodiniaceae. The record is from the annotation of a GenBank genome assembly.
AUGCCGCCGCCGAUGACACGCCAUCGCCGCUGGGUCCGGCAGCAGCUGGAGACGUGGGAGUGUCUUGGCGCACAACAUGAGCGGUACUCUGCAAGGAACUGGCCCGACAGCGUUCACCUCGUCUUCGUGCGGAAGCUCGUCGAGGAACUCUCGGAGCAGUUGGAUGUGGCUCAGGAUGCUUCAUCCCGGCAGAUACUGAGUCUCCACGAGACUCAGUAUGCCGGCUGCACGACAUCCCCCAUGCUUGCCAACUGCACUGGCAUGUUGGCCAGACUUUGGGGAGCAUGCAGUGUUUUCUCCCAGGCAGAUGAGGAGACCGUGGUGGUAAAGGAUGGCGAACUCGCAAUUGAUGCUCCGCUCUUCCUGCCUUGUGGCACUACACUCAGCGGGGACUUGAGAGCAAGCGACAAGACACAGAGACCGGCUUGUGACAUGGAGUUGCUUCCAGAGCAGUGCCACCUGAAGGUUCGCAGGCAUGAGGGCUGCCCCGUCGCUGCAUCGACACCCCGUGCGGGCACCACAGAGAGCCAGGAACCGAACCCUCAGUCGGACACUGAGCCACUGAGCUGUGCUGGCAGCACCUGCCUUGCGGGUGAGAACCUCACGAAAUCAACAGCCGUGGACACAACGCAUGCAAUUCAUGGGCCUGCUCUUUUGGAUUACUUCUCUGCGGCUCGUCUGCAAUGCCAGAUUCCAGCAAAGCGGGGCCAAGAGCACGUGGCAAAAGGACUAAUUGUCUUGUUACGGCAUGUGGCCGAGCUUGGCAGGUUCGACACGCCGUCCGAUGCAGUCGUCGCAUUUUCGGAUGGGGUGGACCGCAUUCUCUCAGACUCCGAACCUUUUCCCGACGAUGUCGAACGCAAGAAGCGCUUCGAUUGCCUCUUGAUUGAUGAGAGCAAUGUUAAAGCUAGAUUUCUACCGUUGGGAGAUCCUUCUUCCUACAGUCCACAGUCUCGCUUGGUCUUCAUCUCAGGUCAGGACUGGUGCGUGAUGCUUGCGAGAACCAGCACAACCCAUUUUUCUGAAGAUUAUGUCCGCCAAACCGUCGGCAACAACCUCGCUGACUUGUUAACUCACUGCCUGGACUCUGAUGAAGGUGUGCGUGCGGCAGCGCACCAUAUCAUUCAAGAGCAUGCCUUGGGCGCCCUCGGCUUCGUGAAGGAGCUGAUCGCAGACACCGUGCUCCGUCAGAUGACAGACAUCUUGUCAACCGGCAGGGAGACACAGACGACCUGGAGGCUCAUGGCACCGUACAUGGCCCAUCUCGAGCCGCUCCUGCGAUGGCUGACGAAGAGUCAGCGUCAGGAUUGGGCAUCUCUGCUUGUCAAUUUCUUACAUAGCCUUCAAUCAACAUCAGCUCAAACCAGAGCUACUUACCAGAAGCUGGCGGUUGGUCAUCUGAAGCUCCUGUGCUUCGCGGAUGACGAUGCCAGUCGAACCUAUGCAGAUGAAAGGCGGCAGCUCCUGGCCUUGUCGGACUCGCCGGACUUUGCAGAGGUGAAGAGCAGCAUGGCAAGUCUGUUCCGUUGCUAA